Molecule: messenger RNA, 1770 nt
Organism: Lagenorhynchus albirostris (white-beaked dolphin)
Lineage: Eukaryota; Metazoa; Chordata; Mammalia; Artiodactyla; Delphinidae
Gene: COPS4
Product: COP9 signalosome subunit 4
Exons: 10
Coding region: 160-1380 (406 amino acids)
Cellular component (GO): cytosol; COP9 signalosome
Source: RefSeq, a predicted model, not a curated record
UGGGGGCGGGCCUAACGCAGGCUCCCACUCUCGGCGGUCUGGCCCACACAGGCGCUACUCUGUGGCAUCUCGGGUUCCCUCUAGCCGCACUCUGGAGGCCUACACUCGUUUUCUUUUGGCCGUGAGAGGCCUCGCAGCCUUCGCUGAGCUGGGAGAAAGAUGGCGGCAGCCGUGCGACAGGAUUUGGCCCAGCUCAUGAAUUCGAGCGGCUCUCAUAAAGAUCUGGCGGGCAAGUAUCGUCAGAUACUGGAAAAAGCCAUUCAGUUAUCUGGGGCAGAACAGCUAGAAGCUUUAAAAGCUUUUGUGGAAGCAAUGGUAAAUGAGAAUGUCAGCCUCGUGAUCUCUCGCCAGUUGCUGACUGAUUUCUGCACACAUCUCCCUAACCUACCUGAUAGCACAGCCAAAGAAAUCUAUCAUUUCACCUUGGAAAAGAUCCAGCCUAGAGUCAUUUCAUUUGAGGAGCAGGUUGCUUCCAUAAGACAGCAUCUUGCAUCCAUAUAUGAAAAAGAAGAAGAUUGGAGAAAUGCAGCCCAAGUGUUGGUGGGAAUUCCUUUGGAAACAGGACAAAAACAGUACAAUGUAGAUUAUAAACUGGAGACAUACCUGAAGAUUGCUAGGCUAUAUCUGGAGGAUGAUGAUCCAGUCCAGGCAGAGGCUUACAUAAAUCGGGCAUCAUUGCUUCAGAAUGAAUCAACCAAUGAACAGUUACAGAUACAUUAUAAGGUCUGCUAUGCACGUGUUCUUGAUUAUAGAAGAAAAUUCAUUGAAGCUGCACAAAGGUACAACGAGCUCUCUUACAAGACAAUAGUGCACGAAAGUGAAAGACUAGAGGCCUUAAAACAUGCUCUGCACUGUACCAUCUUAGCAUCAGCAGGACAGCAGCGUUCUCGGAUGCUUGCUACUCUUUUUAAGGAUGAAAGGUGCCAGCAACUUGCUGCUUAUGGAAUCCUCGAGAAAAUGUACCUAGAUAGGAUCAUCAGAGGAAAUCAACUUCAAGAAUUUGCUGCCAUGCUGAUGCCUCACCAGAAAGCAACUACAGCUGAUGGUUCUAGCAUCUUGGACAGAGCUGUUAUUGAACACAAUUUAUUGUCUGCAAGCAAAUUAUAUAAUAAUAUUACCUUUGAGGAACUUGGAGCCCUUUUAGAGAUUCCUGCAGCUAAGGCAGAAAAGAUAGCAUCGCAAAUGAUAACAGAAGGACGUAUGAAUGGAUUUAUUGAUCAGAUUGAUGGAAUAGUUCAUUUUGAAACACGAGAAGCCCUGCCAACAUGGGACAAACAGAUCCAAUCGCUUUGUUUCCAAGUGAAUAACCUUUUGGAGAAAAUCAGUCAGACAGCACCAGAAUGGACAGCACAAGCCAUGGAAGCCCAGAUGGCUCAGUGAAUCCUUGCAGACCUUCUGUGCACAUUACAUCUUUUUCCAUGUUGUACAGAUUAAUUUCACUAUCUCUCAAAAGCAUUUGCAUCAUGACCUUACAUAUUUCAAUCCCUUUUAUGCUGGAUUCAAUUUAAAGAAGACAUUAUUAGAGCAGGAAGUACAAGCAUUUAAAAAUAUGUAGUUCCCAUUUAUUCAGGGUCUCUGUAUCAGGCUAACUCAGAUGUUUUGAAAGCUUUUUCUUUAAACAGAGUAAGUGAAGUAUCUGUGGCUAAAAAGUUUGGGAUUUGUGAUAACUUUGUAGUUAUGUAAAACUUAAGUGCUUUGUGCCUCUCCACAUGUGGUUAUCUAAUAAAUGGAGAAGUGAGCCAAAUAAAAGUAGUACUUUGUUUUUAAUUA